CUUUUUUUUGUUUUGAUUUCUCUCUUUAACUGUCUCCUAACACCAUGGCGUUUCUCAGGGUUUUGUGCAUUUGUAUGACUUUAAAUUUUGGAUUUUCCUAUGCUUUUACAUUUAAUGAAUUUUUUAUGAGGGAGAAAUGUAUGACAGAACUAGGUUGUUUUUCUGCUGGUAAGCCAUUCUUCGAUUUCAUGGAGCGACCAAUGAGCCUCUUACCAGACGACAGAAUAUCAAUUGAUACACAGUUCUAUUUAUUUAAUGCUUCCAGUGGAAUGACACCUCUUACCUUUAGUAACUUGGAUUUAAGUUUCUAUGAUAUUGACAGCAGUGGUUUCAACCCUAAGGUUAAGACAAUUUUCGUCAUACCAGGUUUUAUGAGCAAGUUUGCUGACUAUUGGAAAAUACCUCUAGUGAAAUCUUUACUAAGUAUUGAACCAUGCAACGUUUUCCUUGUUGACUGGCAACAUGGUGAUGGACCGUUGUAUGAACAAGCUGUUGCCAACACUAGGGUAGUCGGGGCGGAAAUUGCUCUGUUCCUAAACAAGUUGAAGGAAAAAUAUGAAUUUUCUUUUGAAUCUGUUCACCUUAUUGGACAUAGUUUGGGGUCACACAUUGCUGGCUAUGCUGGAAAACUACUUCAUAAAAUUGGCAGAAUAACAGCUCUGGAUCCUGCCGGCCCAUAUUUUACAAAUGUGGAACCUAUUGUGAGAUUGGACAAAUCUGAUGCAUUAUUCGUAGAUGCUAUUCAUACUAAUGCCGCCCCAAAUCGUUUUCAAGGUUUCGGAUUGGUUGAAAGUAUAGCUCACUUAGACUUUUGGCCAAAUGGUGGUCAUUUGCAACCUGGUUGUCCAGAUAUGGGAUCUUCUAUUUGGACAUUCAUCACACAUCCUACUUUAGAUUACGAUGGUUUGCACGAUCUUAUGUGUAAUCAUGGCAGAGCUAUUGAUUUGUUUACGUCAAGUAUAAAUAAUCCAGACUGUGAAAUGUAUGGUUUAGUUUGUGAAAACAUGGAGAGUUAUGUUGAAGGAUUGUGUAAUACAAGGACAGCUAAGCCUUUUCUCAUGGGUAUUCAUGCAGAUAUUUAUUCAAAAUAUAUUGACAAUUCUCGCUCAUUAAAUGUAUAUUUAAAUACUACAGAUGAAGUACCAUUUUGUAAAAAAUAAAAUAUAUAUAUUGUGAUACAUAAAUUUCAAUUAAUUGUUAUUGUUGUAACCCGUUUAAGUAUGACAAUUUUUAUACUGAUUUAUAUGAGUAGCGCUUGUAAAUGUGAUGUGCGCUGAAAAAUGUAAAAGUGAUGACUAAUAAAAAGCUGAAAUCAAAUUUAUAAAAAGA
Parasteatoda tepidariorum (common house spider) is the source of this 1329-nucleotide messenger RNA. RefSeq names its product pancreatic lipase-related protein 2. Gene Ontology annotation, molecular function: triacylglycerol lipase activity. Gene Ontology annotation, biological process: lipid catabolic process. NCBI's taxonomy places the organism in Eukaryota, Metazoa, Arthropoda, Arachnida, Araneae, Theridiidae. The record is from RefSeq and is a predicted model, not a curated record.